CCAAGAAGCAUCCACGAAUACAAAUUGAAGAAUCCAGACCGAGAACGCCUGGUAAAGACCAGAGCAAGCACAAGAUCGGGAACGGGGAAGAGACAAAGCAUUGAGAUCACCAUGGACUCAAAGGCUCUAAGAAGCGGCGGAGGCCUUCUCGAAGGGAUUUACAGGGUUAUCAUGCGCCGCACCUCCGUCUACGCCACAUUCGUCAUCGCCGGCGCUUUUGUCGGAGAACGGGUUGUGGACUAUGGAGUUCAUAAACUCUGGGAAUACAACAAUAUUGGGAAACGUUAUGAAGACAUUCCAGUCUUGGGGCAAAGGCAAUCAGAAGAAUGACUUGUUGAAUUCCUUCCCUUGGCGGCUUUUAAGUCCAUUCUUACUUGGAAGUUUUGAGGCAUCUAUGUACAAGAUAGCUUUGCGCAUGUUUGUAAUAAAUAUUAUAUUCUUGGGUGCAUCAGACGCUUUUCAAGCACGGUUCCAUUCAUCCUGGC
Juglans regia (Persian walnut) is the source of this 485-nucleotide messenger RNA. Its product is annotated as cytochrome b-c1 complex subunit 9-like. Gene Ontology annotation, biological process: mitochondrial electron transport, ubiquinol to cytochrome c. The transcript has 3 exons. Lineage: Eukaryota; Viridiplantae; Streptophyta; Magnoliopsida; Fagales; Juglandaceae. The record is from RefSeq and is a predicted model, not a curated record. Bases 112 to 330 code for a protein of 72 amino acids.